Molecule: messenger RNA, 1254 nt
Organism: Hordeum vulgare subsp. vulgare (domesticated barley)
Lineage: Eukaryota; Viridiplantae; Streptophyta; Magnoliopsida; Poales; Poaceae
Product: protein HUA2-LIKE 1-like
Exons: 3
Coding region: 88-1065 (325 amino acids)
Biological process (GO): regulation of transcription by RNA polymerase II
Cellular component (GO): nucleus
Molecular function (GO): transcription coregulator activity; double-stranded DNA binding
Source: RefSeq, a predicted model, not a curated record
UCCCCUUGUUUCCGGUGCCCCCGCGGGGUCUUGGGUCCUUUCGUGCCGCUCUCCGAGCUGCUAGGGUUUCGCAUCGCCGCCGUUGGCAUGGCCGACUGGCCUCUCCCAUCCAACGGGGUGCGGGCGGACGCUGUGGAAGAAGGUCACCUAGGGCCUCGCCGCCCAGUGGAUGCCGCCGGAAAGCGGGCCCCCCAGGGCCCCAAAUGGACCAGAGAACCACAGCUCGGGGACCUCGUCCUCGCCAAGGUCAAGGGUUAUCCUUUCUGGCCAGCCAAGGUGAGCAGGCCGGAGGAUUGGAAUCAGGAGCCUGCUCCACGCAAGUUCUUUGUCGUCUUUCUCGGCACCAAAGAGAUUGCUUUUGUAGGUUUGCAAGAUCUCUUGCCAUUUACAGAAAAGGUGAAGCAAGACUUGGUAAAUAAAGCUCGAGAGAAGCGAUUCCCGGAAAGACAUGUGAAAGGUCUUGAAGUAACCUUAGUGGAGGUACUCAAGGCCUAUGAUGAACUCCCCAAAUCAUCUGAAACUGCCAAUGGUUUGCUGCCUGAUCCAACUCCUGAUCAGAUUGCAAAACCUACAGAGCCCCUUGCAAAGCGACAUGCUGAUAGUGGGACUCCAAAACUGGAACAAAUUGAUGAUUUCCAUGGGAGGUACCCGAGCCUCAAAAGAAAAGACAGAGAUGUCCCAAAAUCAUCUGAAACUGCCAAUGGUUUGUUGCAUUAUCGAACUCCUGAUCCAAUUGAAAAACCUGUAGAGCCCCUUGUAAAGCAACCUGUUGAUGGUGGCACUCCAAAACUGGGACAAACUGAUGAUUCCCAUGGGAGGUACCUGAGCCUCAAAAGAGAACAGAGAGUUCUGUUUGCUGGCAUUGAGGAGAGGAACUUGGAGGAUCCCUAUGGCAUACCAAAAUGCAUUGCUGUGCUUGAAGGAUUGCCGGAUUUACAAAUGGAAGAUACGCUGAAAGCAGCUGACCUCUUCACCGACAGCAAGGGCAAUCGAGAAGUAUUCCUCUCUUUUUCAAGUAAUGCAUUACGGCUUGGCUGGGUAAGAAGAAAAAUUCAGAACACCUAGUGAAAUGGCUAUGGAAAUAUGCCUCUUGGACAAGACUUUUGUGUCAAUGAGAAGAGUAGCUUGUGUUUGCUGUUCUAGACACUUGUAGCAAAUUAUCAUCUAGUGCUAAGGUGUUCUGCUAACUUUUUUGUGGAUGUGCCCCUCGGCAGAUGUGCUAGUACUAAUGCAAUGUUAAGUGGCACUUGAUCA